AUGAACCUGAAGGACCUGAACCUGAAGGACCUGAACCUGUCCACACCUGAACCUGAAGGACCUGAACACCCCGUACUCAUGGUUUUGUUCUGUUCGUCCUGCUGGUUCUCACAGACAGUGGCCAUGUUGGGAGGAACAGGAAGGUUUACUGGACGUUGCUGGUUUAAGCUCAAGCAGUGCCGCUCGCUCUCCUCCCCUCACCUCCCAGGACUUCAUUACCCAGCAGGCAGUGGGAGCAGGGAGUACAGGACAGGACAGGAGGCGGGACAGAUGAGCUUGGCGCAGAUCAACUCCAUCCUAAAGGCCAAUGAACACAGCCACACCCUCCCCAGGGGACCUGCCUCCCACGGUGUGCUGGGUUUCCAUAGCAACAUGUUGCCAUCCAACCACCCCAGUGAGGACCGUCGCAGCAGCGCCACCUGCCUGCCAGGUUGUGGUGGCAUGCUAUUCGGAGUAUUUGAUGGCCACGCAGGGCCGGCGUGUGCCCACACCGUCAGCCAGAGGCUCUUCUACUACAUUGCUGUGGCCACGCUGCCACUGAGGACACUAGCAGACAUCGAACGUGCAGUGGAAGAGGAACGGGCCGUACCACCACUGCUGGAGUGGCACAAACACCCACAGGACCACAGCUUCCCUAAUGGAGGAGCAACCUCCUUCCACAGCCUGCGGAACUACUGGCAGGAGCGUCUUGAGGACGAGGAGCAGGACGAGGAGGAUGGCAGAGUGACAUCAGCGCUAGUGAAUGCUUUCCGUCGUCUUGACUAUGACCUGUCUGUGGAAGCCCAGGUCCACCUGUCCAUGUCCUCAACCAGACGACUCUCUCUUCCUGGGGAGAUGAUGUCUCAGUCCUCCCCUCUCCGGGUGGCGCUGUCUGGCUGCACUGCCUGCAUCGCCCACAUCUCUAAUGGCAUCCUGCAUGUAGCUAACUUGGGCGACAGCAGGGCCGUCCUGGGUGUCCAGGAGCUGGAUGGGCAGUGGUCGGCUGUCAGCCUCACCAACGACCACAAUGCACAGAACCCCGAUGAGCUGCAAAGGAUCUUUGGAGAACACCCGCCGUCAGAGAGGAGGACAGUGGUCCGCCACGACCGCCUCCUGGGUCUGCUGCUGCCAUUCAGGGCGUUCGGAGACGUGCGCUUUAAAUGGAGUAAAGAAAUGCUGAAUCGAGUCCAUGAGACUCGACCGGACGUACUGUCUUUGGUCAGUGAGGGUGUCCGGACUCUGUCGCCAUAUUACCUGAGUCCACCCUAUCUGAGCGCCGAGCCAGAGGUCACCCGGCACGACAUCAGACCUUCUGACAAGUUCCUGGUCCUAGCAACUGAUGGAUUAUGGGAGUUGAUGCACCGACAGACCGUGGUGCAGUUGGUUGGGGAACAACUGACAGGCCUUCAGCAGCAGAGACCCAUAGUUCCGAGCAGAGGCAUGACACUAGGCGGACUGCAGCGCCUUCUGCUGGAGAGAAGGGGACAAGUUAUGUCUGUGCUGGAGGACCAGAAUGCUGCAACACACCUUCUCCGCCACGCUCUGGGGGAUGAUGGCUACGGAGCAGUGGCACCAAACCGUUUGGCCAAGAUGCUGAGUCUGCCAUCAGAGCUGGCACGAAGGUACCGUGAUGACAUCACCAUCACCGUCAUACACCUGAACGAGUCCGACCUAUGACCUCAACACCUGGGGACUGGCAGGAGUUCUACAGAAGGCGUCUGAUUGGUCCAGAUUCAUCGUGCAACAGGACGACGAACGCAGACACAUGGAGGAUUUGGUCUCCAUAGCAACAGAGCUGACAAUUCAUCAACAAGUUGAACCCACUGUAAACUGGUUGUAACGAGUUGUUCCAACAUGUGACGUGAAUGAGUUUGGUGGUUUCUCUGAUGAGCCUCCAUCUAUGAUCUGCAGCUCAGUCGAGCUGCUGUUGUUUAGACCACAUCCCCUCUCAGCCAAUCAGAGUGCAGUAUUCUCAGUGAGCAUGUUCAUGUAAGUUAAGACAAUAAGACUCAACAACUCUGAAUGACUUCAAAAUAAAAUUUAAUCAAUGUUUUUACAAAAUCAACUCUCAAUUAGAGAAAGAGUUAAAUAUCAAACUGACCAAUCAGCUGAACCGAUCUUCAUCUCCAUCAUCAACUGACCUCUCGCAGCUCACGGAGCUCAACCAUUAGACAAUACUCAGAGGGGGCGGGGCAGAGAACAACAAAAACAGACAGCAUCUUCAGGGGUGAAGUUGGAAGUAAAACUGACUCGUCUGUGUUGACUAAUAGGAGAGGGGGAUAUAAAAGUCCAGUGUCCAAUUAGAGCGCAGUACCGCUGGUGAGUCACCGUCGCGGUGGCGGGGCCAGCAGCUGUGUGGCAGCGAUGGACUCUGGGAAGAGGUUGUGGUAGGUGGGCAAGGGGACGUACGCCGCCGUGAUCAUCUUAC
This is a messenger RNA of Paralichthys olivaceus (Japanese flounder), 2407 nucleotides long. The record is from RefSeq and is a predicted model, not a curated record. Lineage: Eukaryota; Metazoa; Chordata; Actinopteri; Pleuronectiformes; Paralichthyidae.